Trametes versicolor FP-101664 SS1 is the source of this 1004-nucleotide messenger RNA. RefSeq names its product NAD-P-binding protein. Lineage: Eukaryota; Fungi; Basidiomycota; Agaricomycetes; Polyporales; Polyporaceae. The record is from RefSeq and is a predicted model, not a curated record. The transcript is spliced from 13 exons. The coding region runs from base 44 to 892 and encodes 282 amino acids.
CUGCCCUUCACCUCUAGCGUGCUCACGAAGACCCCUCCGCACCAUGUCCGACUCCCAGCUCAACUUCACCGUCCCCGCGCUGUUCGAUGUAAAGGGCAAAGUCGCGGUGGUCACCGGCGGUGGAUCGGGAAUAGGCACCAUGAUUGCCGCGGCAUACGUGCAGAACGGAGCGAAGGUGUACAUCGCGUCCCGGAAGGAGCAGCAGCUCAAGGAGGUCUCUGAAUCCCUGACGAAGAAGGGACCCGGAAGCUGCCAUUACAUUGUUGCGGACAUCAGCAGCAAAGCGGGCUGCGAGGCGCUUGCGAACGCGAUCAAGGAGCGCGAGUCGAAGGUGCACAUACUGGUGAACAACUCUGGCGCGUCGUGGGGUGCUCCGUUCGAAGACUUCCCGGAGCAGGGCUGGGACAAGGUCAUUGCGCUCAAUGUUAAGAGCAUCUUCUACAUGACCGCUGCCCUCACCCCUCUCCUGGCAAAGGACGCGACCGGCUUCGACCCUGGACGCGUCAUCAACAUCUCGUCCGUCGCCGGCUUCCUCACCACCGCGCACGGCUCCCGGCUCGCGAGCGGGAACAACGGUCUCUGGAGCUACGGAACCAGUAAGGCAGCGGUCAACCACCUCACCAUCCUCCUCGCGACCACGCUCGCGCCGAAGUUCAUCACCGUGAACGCUAUCCUGCCAGGUGUCUUCCCGUCAAAGAUGACGGCGUAUGCGCUCAAGCAGCUGGGAGAGGAGGGGCUCUCCCAGGGGAACCCUUUCGGUCGUAUUGGCCACCCGAAGGACAUGGCGGGUGUCGCAUUGUUCCUUGCCAGCCCCGCCGGCGCAUACGUCUCAGGCUCGCAUAUCGUCCUCGACGGCGCCACGGCGCAAUCGCGCAUAGCGACCUCCCUCUGAUUUUCGCGCUUGCGUAGACUGUUCCAUAUGUAUCCUUACACUAACGCUCAUCCGCGCAAAGCCGCCGCCGCUUGCCGUCGCUCGAACUGCCCCGGUGGAAUACACACUGUUU